AUGUCUGCUUCCAACACAACCGACUUCACCAACCCCUCCACCUUCAUCCUGCUGGGCAUUCCUGGCCUGGAGGUGGCCCAUGUCUGGAUCUCCAUUCCCUUCUGCGCCAUGUACAUAAUAGCCAUCUUGGGGAACUUCACCAUCCUGUUCAUUGUGAAGAGGGAGCCGAGCCUCCAAGGGCCCAUGUACUAUUUCCUCUACAUGCUGGCCGUCAGCGACCUGGUCCUGUCCACAUCCACCCUACCCAAAAUGCUGAGCAUCUUCUGGUUCAAUUCCAGGGAGAUCAAUUUCAGUGCCUGCCUCACCCAGAUGUACUUCAUUCACUGCUUCUUAGUGAUUGACUCUGGGAUCCUUGUGGCCAUGGCUUUGGAUUGCUACGUGGCCAUCUGUGAUCCCCUGAGACAUUCCACCAUCCUGACAAACCCUGUGGUGGCCAAGAUCGGCCUGGCUUUGCUGCUGCGUGGUGGCAUGCUCGUUCUGCCCUAUCCUUUCCUGGCGAGGCGGUGGCCAUAUUGCAGAACCAACAUUAUCCCACACUUGUUCUGUGAGCACAUGGCUGUGGUGAAGCUAGCCUGUGCUGAUGUCCGCAUCAGUAGUUACUACGGCCUCUCUGUGGCAUUCAUGGUGAUGGGUCUGGAUGUAUUUUUUAUUGCCAUGUCCUAUAUCCAGAUCCUCAGGGCCAUCUUCAGACUCCCCACAAAGGACGCCCGGCUCAAGACUUUUGGGACCUGCGGCUCCCACAUCUGUGUCAUUUUAGCCUCUUACAUCCCAGGUCUCUUCUCUGUCCUUACACACUGGUUUGGCCACAAUGUGGCUGUACAUUUCCACAUUCUGAUGGCUAACGCCUACCUGCUCAUGCCCCCCAUGCUACAUCCCAUCAUUUAUGGGGUGAGCACCAAACAGAUCCGCGACAGGCUGCUCCGGCUACUUACUCAUAAAGGGAUGUAA
This is a messenger RNA of Terrapene triunguis (Three-toed box turtle), 948 nucleotides long. RefSeq names its product olfactory receptor 52R1-like. Gene Ontology annotation, molecular function: G protein-coupled receptor activity; olfactory receptor activity. The record is from RefSeq and is a predicted model, not a curated record. Gene Ontology annotation, cellular component: membrane. Bases 1 to 948 code for a protein of 315 amino acids. Gene Ontology annotation, biological process: G protein-coupled receptor signaling pathway. The transcript has a single exon. Lineage: Eukaryota; Metazoa; Chordata; Testudines; Emydidae.